Mizuhopecten yessoensis (Yesso scallop) is the source of this 588-nucleotide messenger RNA. Its product is annotated as ryncolin-1-like. The transcript is spliced from 4 exons. Lineage: Eukaryota; Metazoa; Mollusca; Bivalvia; Pectinida; Pectinidae. The record is from RefSeq and is a predicted model, not a curated record. The coding region runs from base 1 to 588 and encodes 195 amino acids.
AUGAACGGCGCUGUGGUUGCCGUUGGCUCCGAUUCCCCUUGGUUGGAUUGUCAACAACUCCGAGCCAACCAGAAGUUCCAGAACGGAGUUCAGUACUGGAUCCAAGACAUGUCUGCUGCUGUUGAUUUGUUUGCACAGUUUACCUACACUUACCAGUUUCGAGGACUGAGGAACAUCCAAACCUACGGACAUACCUACGGAUCUGCCGAUGAUGUUACCCGGAUCAUUCCCCAGCAGGACUCUCAGAACAUUGAAGAUGCUGGCGAUGUCAUCAGUAAGGCAUACAAUAUCACCGUCGGCGACAACUUAGUAGAAGCUUACUGCGAUAUGAAAACGGAUGGAGGAGGGUGGACGGUUUUCCAAAGGCGAAUGGACGGAUCAGUUGACUUUAACCUUGGAUGGAGCGUCUACGCUGCCGGAUUUGGAAACGACAAUCUGAAUCUACUCGCGCUACGAAAUAGUGAACUAAGGAUAGAUCUGGAAGCUUUUAAUGGCACGAAAGUGUAUGCCAUGUACAAUUUUUUUGCUGUCGGCAAUGCAACAACCAGCUACAAUCUGGAUAUAGCAGGGUAUUCAGGUACGCUUUGA